This is a messenger RNA of Chelonoidis abingdonii (Abingdon island giant tortoise), 360 nucleotides long. The record is from RefSeq and is a predicted model, not a curated record. NCBI's taxonomy places the organism in Eukaryota, Metazoa, Chordata, Testudines, Testudinidae.
AUGCGCAGCUGGGGUGACUUUGAGGCCGGUGGCCGAGGCUGCGGGAGCAGAAUGCUGAACAGGCUCGUGGGGUCCCGCUACGCCCAGCUGCUGCGGACCUGGACCCCCACAUUGACCACAUGGGGCACCAUAGGCGCUGUGGGAUUGGUGUGGGCGACAGACUGGAGACUGAUCCUUGACUAUGUUCCCUACAUUAAUGGCAAGUUUAAGAAAGAUGAUUAAACUGCUGCUCUUCCCUCUAAUGGAAGUGUUUAUGGCCUGGACUGGGCGUAUUGGAUCCAUUCUUCCUCUCAAAGACCCUAGUCUGAUGUGAAUUUGAAAUGCUCAUUGUGGACUUCAGGAGAGGCUCUGACGUUACUU